AUGGGUUUUGGUGGCAUUAAAUAUGACAAUGCUAUUUACAAGCGGGAGAAUAUGUCUCUAUGUGAAUGGGUAGCGUUUAGACUUCAUGAAAGGCAAUUUGAGUGCAAGAGGAUAUUAUUGUCUCGAAGAUUGUUGCAACAAUUUGUGGUUGAUUGCUACUCUAUGAUUGAAGCAAAUAGACUAUUUUAUAUUAGGUACAAUCAGGACUCCAUUCGCAAGGAUUUUCUUGCUGGGCUUGAGGAUGCUAUUACCCGUGGUGAUACUAAUUCUUCAACAAUUAGUUCUAGAAUUAUACUCCCAUCAUCUUUUACUGGCGGAAGACGGUACAUGUUUGAAAAUUGUCAGGAUGCUAUGGCUAUUUCUGGGACUUAUGGUUAUCCGGACCUGUUUCUUACAAUGACGUGCAAUCCGAAAUGGCCUGAGAUUGAGCGGCAUGUUGUAGGUUAUUUGUUGUCUGCAUAUGAUCGGCCAGAUAUUGUAUGCCGAGUCUUUCGUAUGAAACUAGAUCAACUCAUGACAGAUUUGAAGAAAGGUGAAUUCUUUGGGAAGGCCAUGGCUGGUAUGUACACCAUUGAAUUUCAGAAGAGAGGUUUACCGCAUGCGCAUAUUCUCUUAUGGUUGAGUGCUGAGUAUAAACUAAAUUCCAUUGCUAUGAUAGACUCGGUUAUAUGUGCUGAGGUACCAGACCCUAAACUAUAUCCUUCAUUGUUUGAAUGUGUUUCUAAUUAUAUGGUUCAUGGGCCUUGUGGAUUAAGCAGAAGAGAAUCUCCUUGCAUGAAAAAUGGGCGAUGUGCAAAAUUUUUCCCAAAAAAAUAUGCUGAUGUCACAACAUUUGAUAGUGAUGGGUAUCCGGUGUAUAGAAGGAGGAAUACUGGUGUUUCUACCAAUAGGAGGGGGGUUGAUUUAGACAAUGGGUUUGUUGUUCCGUAUAACCCCAAACUUUUGAUGAAAUACCAAGCACACAUCAAUAUUGAGUAUUGCAACAAAUCAAACUCUAUAAAAUACCUCUUCAAAUAUAUAAACAAGGGAGUGGAUAGGGUCACAUUGUCUAUGUCAUCUGGUAGAACUACACAAGAUAAACCAGUGGAAGAUGAUGAGAUCAAGCAAUACUUUGAUUGCAGGUAUUUGUCGCCGUGUGAAGCGGUGUGGAGAAUCUUUCAAUAUGAUAUCCAUCAUAAAUGGCCGCCUGUUCAGAAGCUCACAUAUCAUUUGCCUAGGAAGCAAGUUGUGUUGUUUAAGGAAAAUGAAGCAAUUGAGGAUGUACUUAGGAGGAAUAUAGUUAAGAAUAGCAUGUUCUUAGUGUGGAUGGAUGCAAAUUGUAAGUAUGUACAUGGUAGACAGUUGACAUAUGUUGAGUUUCCAGAAUUAUUUGUUUAUGAUCCAAAGAGCAAGUCAUGGCAUCCAAGGAAACAAGGUGAAUCUAUUGGUCGAAUGAGUUUCGUCCCGCCUGGCACAGGUGAGUUGUACUACUUGAGAAUGUUGUUGAAUGUACAAAGGGGAUGUACGAAGUAUGAAGAUUUGAGAUCAGUGAACAAUAAUGUACAUGAUACUUUUAGAGGUGCAUGUGAGGCUUUGGGAUUGUUGAAAGAUGAUCGGGAAUUUAUUGAUGGUAUACUUGAUGUGGCUACAUUGGCUGGUGGGGCUUACACGAGAGCCUUGUUUGUUUCAUUCCUUUUGCCAAAUUCCAUGUGUAAUCCAUUGCAUGUAUGGAAUGAGACUUGGCAUGUUUUGGCUGAUGGAAUUGCUUGUGAUUUGCAAAGAAAGCAUAACAAUAGAGAGUUGGUAAUUUCGGAUGAACAAUUGAAAGAUUUAUGCUUAAUGGAGAUAGAGAAAGUGUUGAUGAUGAAUGGGAAAUCACUUAAAGAUUUUUCCAAUAUGCCCCAGGUUGAGCAAAGUACUCUAAACCAAUAUGGUAAUGUUCUACUAUUCAAUGAGUUGAACUUUGACAUUGCCGAGAUGAAUCGAUUGCAUGCUGAUUACUUUCACAAGUUAAAUAGUUGUCGAGUUGAAGUGUAUGAGGAAUUAAUUUCUGCAGUAUAUAAGGGUGAUGGUGGGUUUUUCUUUGUCAAUGGACAUGGUGGUACGGGGAAAACAUUCUUGUGGAAAACUUUAACUUUUAGGUUAAGAUCAGAAAAAAAAAUCAUACUCAAUGUUGCUUCAAGUGGCAUAGCUUCUCUCUUACUUCCAGGUGGUCGGACUGCACAUUCUCUUUUUUGCAUUCCUCUAAAUGUUAAUGAGGAUUCAGUAUGUGGAAUCGUUCAAGGUAGUCCAAAAGCUGAAUUACUUCAGUCAACCAGUCUUAUUAUUUGGGAUGAAGCACCAAUGGUUAGUAGAUAUGCUUUCGAGACAUUAGAUAGGACAUUGAGAGAUAUCAAGAGAUUCAUUACUCCUGGUAGUUGUGAUAAACCAUUUGGUGGCAAAGUUGUUGUUUUAGGUGGUGAUUUUAGACAAAUUCUACCUGUCAUCCCUAAAGGUAGUAGAGCAGAGAUUGUCAUGGCUACUAUAAACUCAUCUAGAUUGUGGAGAUUUUGCAAGGUGCUGACACUAUCACAAAACAUGCGUUUGCUUUCUAAUCCAAAUGCUUCAAAUGUUGAUGAUACUAGAGAAUUUUCCAAGUGGGUGCUAGAUGUUGGAGAUGGUAACUUGGGAGAGUAUAAUGAUGGUGAAUCUGUGAUUAGAGUGCCAAAUGAAACAUUGAUUCUCCAGUCUUCUAAUCCUGUGAGUGACAUUGUAUCCUCAAUGUAUCCAAAUAUCCAACAAAAUGUUGGUUGUGUGCAGUAUUUUCAAGACAAGGCUAUACUUGCUCCAACUUUGGAUGCUGUUGAUAUUGUUAAUCGAUACACGUUGUCUUUAUUCAAUGCCAAGGAGAGGACUUAUUUAAGCUCUGAUUCAAUAUGGGGUGUUGAUGAAGAGGUUACCAUUGAAGCGGAUUGGCUUACAACUGAAUUUCUUAAUGAUAUCAAAUGCUCAGGUAUUCCCGACCAUAAGUUGGUUCUCAAAGAAGGUUCUCAUGUUAUGCUAAUGCGAAAUCUAGAUAUAUCUGCUGGUUUGUGCAAUGGCACUAGAUUGAUUGUUACACAUCUUCGACCAAAUGUUGUUGGAGGGACUAUUAUUUCUGGCACUCAUGCUGGAAAGCAAACCUUUAUUGGUAGAAUGAAUUUGAUACCCACUGACCAGAACAUACCAAUUAGGUUCCAAAGAAGACAAUUUCCUCUUCUUUUGUCGUUCGCUAUGACUAUUAACAAAAGGCAAGGUCAGACAUUGUCACAUGUUGGUGUUUAUUUGCCAAGUCCUGUUUUUUCACAUGGGCAAUUGUACGUUGCUGUUUCUCGUGUAAAGACAAGAGCAGGUCUCAAGAUUAUUGUAUGCAAUGAGGAUAUUACAAAAAGAGAUGUGACAAAAAAUAUUGUGUAUAAGGAGGUUUUUCAAAGAAUCUAUAGUUAAAUUUGGAGGUUAAUUAUUAUGUUGUUGUUGUUUGUUUUUUUAAAGACAUUGUUGCAGAUUACAAUAUAAUGUCAGAUGUAAAAAAGCUAUUCAUGUUAGUA
This is a messenger RNA of Lotus japonicus, 3545 nucleotides long. RefSeq lists its product as uncharacterized. Lineage: Eukaryota; Viridiplantae; Streptophyta; Magnoliopsida; Fabales; Fabaceae. The coding region runs from base 1 to 3444 and encodes 1147 amino acids. Gene Ontology annotation, biological process: telomere maintenance; DNA repair. The transcript is spliced from 3 exons. The record is from RefSeq and is a predicted model, not a curated record. Gene Ontology annotation, molecular function: DNA helicase activity.